Mercenaria mercenaria is the source of this 1104-nucleotide messenger RNA. RefSeq lists its product as uncharacterized. The record is from RefSeq and is a predicted model, not a curated record. Bases 19 to 309 code for a protein of 96 amino acids. The transcript is spliced from 5 exons. Lineage: Eukaryota; Metazoa; Mollusca; Bivalvia; Venerida; Veneridae.
AAAACGUUAUCGGAAUACAUGCUGGAAGCUUUCGGAAAGAGCGGAAGUAAGAUAGUGAAUCGCUGUUUUUGCAAGAUAGUUUUUGAAUCAGACGAAACAAACAAACAAAACAACAAAGAGGCGAAGGCUAAUGGUUCGGAAAGAUCAAACGGUAGUAACAACCAGAACAACAAAGCCGGAGCUACUUCUGAUCAUCUGGAUAGAUCAAACGGUAGUAACAACCAGAACAACAAAACCGGAGCUACUUCUGAUCUGGAAAGAUCAGAGGAAGGUCCGCAACCAGGAAACAGUGGCGCAAUUAAUUACUAAUAAGUUAAGAUAAUUGAAGUACACGUUCACUUGCCGGUGUGGCGUCUGGUCGAAACAAACCUCCUUAAACCUCAGCGUGGCGUAUCGGGAAAAGCUUUAUUCGUAUAUGUAUAAUAUAUUAAGUACAGUCAUUCUAUACAUCAUUUUGUCUUUUAUUAUGCACUAUACCCUUCAAAGAAGAAAGGUAUAUUGUUUUACUAACUGUCAGUCGGUCUGUCGGUCGGCAGGCCAGAAGGCCGGUAAAGAUACUUUGGAUCCCUAAAAUCCUUUCUAAUCAAUUUAUCAAGAUAUUAGUUUGGCAUACAGUAGUCUAAGUUCACAGAGUGAUCGUCUGUUUUAUAUGCUCACUAUGAUAGUGAUAUCUGCCUACAGUGGUCAAUAGCAUCCCAUUAUUGCCUGUGGUCAGGAAUGUCUAUUUUUGUUUUGAGGAUCAGUUAAUUAAGUCGAAGUUACUUUGUAGUAAUACUGGUUUCUAAGCAAUAGCUUUCAAACGUUUAAGGUUGUCAUUAUCUCACUUCGAAGGAUCGUUUCUUGUUUAAUUGUUAAAAGAAAUCCCUUUUCUAUAACCUUUUCGUUACUGACCUUUUGCAGAUGUAUUCUAAAACUAGAAUAUGUCUGUAGGACACAGGGUGUGCCCCCGUCCCCUCCCCCCCGCCCCCCACUGGUACAUUUGUCACAAAUAAGGAAGAAAUAAUUCAAAUAUUUACAGUCUUAAUGGGGAAUAGCCUCAACAAACAUUUUAUGAAAAGGAUUCAUUAUUAUAGGCCACAUACUUUUUGAGCUAUGAGCAUCACA